AUGAGUAAUAUUUACAUUCAAGAGUCAGCUACUCGUGGCAAAGUUGUUUUAGAUACAACUGUUGGUGAUAUUAAAAUUGAACUUUUCUCUAAAGAAUGUCCAUUAGCAUGUCGAAGUUUUGUUCAAUUAUGUAUGGAUGGUUAUUAUGAUGGUACAGUUUUUCAUCGAGUUGUACCAAAUUUUAUUGCACAAGGUGGUGCUCCAACUGGAACAGGUGAAUUCUUUGCAGAUGAAUUUCAUGCACGUUUACGUUUUAAUCGUCGUGGUCUUGUUGGUAUGGUUAAUCAAGGACCAAAUACUAAUGCUAGUCAAUUCUUUUUUACUUUGGGUAGUACUCCAGAACUUGAUAAAAAGAAUACAUUAUUUGGCAAAGUUGUUGGUAAUACAUUAUUUAAGAUGUUGAAAUUAGAUGAAGGAGAAAUUAUUGGUGAAAUACCAGUACAUAAACAUAAAAUAAUUAAAGCAGAAAUUAUAUCAAAUUCAUUUGAUAAUAUAGUAUCUCGACUUCGAGCUAAAUCACAAAUAAUUGAUGAUGAUAAUGAUGAAAUAAAUAGCAAGUCGAAAGAAACUGUACAAGCUACAGCAAUCAAAAAUUAUGGUCUUCUUUCAUUUGGAAAUGAAGAUGAAGAAGAAAUAACAAAAAUUUUAAUGACAUUCAAACAAAAAGGAACGGGAAAAAGUGCACAUGAUUUAACUAAUGAUUCAACAUUAAGUAAAAAUUCAGUUGUAUUAAAUGAAAAUAAUGAAGAAAGUGAUGCAGAUUUUGAUAAAGAAGAACUUGAUCGAGUACGACAAAAAUUUAAUGCAAAAAAAUUAGCUCAGCAAGAAAAGAAAAAAACAUUUCAACUUGAUAUUGAUGAUGAUGAUGAUAAUCAAAAAGAUAUUUCAACAACAAAAUCAAAUGAAAAUGUUAAACUUGAAAUUGAACGAUUAAAAAAAGAAUUAAAACAAACGAAAAAAGAAUCUCAAACACUUGAUUUAUUAGAAAGAUUUCGUGUAAAAGUUCAUACUGCUAAAUAUGAACAAACUAGUGAACCUUUAAAUGAAACACAAUCAGAACAAAUAGCUGAUAAAGUUCAAACAUCAUUUUUAAAAGAUACUUUUGUAUCUCAAGAAUUAUUAGAUAAUGUUCAAGAUAUUUAUACAAAUGCUGAAUUAUUAACUGUUUAUGAUCCAAGAAAUCCAAUGACUAAACGACGACGAGAUGAAAGUAGUACGUUACUUCAUCAAAAAAAAACAUAA
This is a messenger RNA of Rotaria sp. Silwood1, 1242 nucleotides long. The record is from the annotation of a GenBank genome assembly. NCBI's taxonomy places the organism in Eukaryota, Metazoa, Rotifera, Eurotatoria, Philodinida, Philodinidae.